Messenger RNA from Plutella xylostella (diamondback moth), 3946 nucleotides. It is a transcript of the gene Mau2, whose product is annotated as Mau2 sister chromatid cohesion factor. Gene Ontology annotation, molecular function: protein binding. Gene Ontology annotation, biological process: mitotic sister chromatid cohesion. NCBI's taxonomy places the organism in Eukaryota, Metazoa, Arthropoda, Insecta, Lepidoptera, Plutellidae. The record is from RefSeq and is a predicted model, not a curated record.
AAAAUCAGAAAUGUCAAAAUGGCGUCAACGCAGGACGCUUGGUAUAUUUCUUUACUUGGUUUAGCGGAACAUUUCCGCACAUCAAACCCUCCUGACAUAAAAAGUUGUAUCCAGUGUUUGCAAGCCGUAUUAAAUUUCAAACCGCCGCAAAGGGUUGAGGCCCGAACCCAUUUACAGCUCGGCAAUAUCCUCUUGACACACACGAAAAACAUCGACUUGGCGAGAACGCAUUUAGAGAAGAGCUGGUUGAUGUCCCAGAGUAUCAACGGCUUCGAUGAUGUGAAGUUCGAGGCGGCCAGUGUCCUCGCGGAGUUGUUCGAGCAGCAAGGAGCCCCGACUCAUUCCAAACCCAUCCUGCGGAAAGCCAUUGAACUCUCACAGCACAGUGUAUACUGGCAUUGCAGGCUUAUAUUCCAAUUGGCGCAAAUCCAUGCAACAGAGAGAGAAUAUGAAGUGGCAAGCAGUCUCCUCGGCGUGGGCGUGGACUACGCUCAGAUCUCCAAUGCAGCAUAUACCAGAGUUCUAUUCCUGCUCAGCAGGGUGAUGUUGCUGCUCAUAGACAAGAAGAUACAAGAAGUGGGUCCCCUGCUGAACCAGGCAGGACACUUGGUGGACACAUGGACCGGCAGCCCACACCAGAAGGAGUACCUGAAAGUGUUCUUCCUAGUUCUACAGGUAUGCCACUACCUGAUGGCGGGGCAGGUGAAGAGCGUGAAGUCGUGUCUGAAGCAGCUGCAGCAGAGCAUACAGACCAUCAUGGCGCCCACCUGGCCCGACGACGACGCGGUGUGCGGCGGCGGGUCCGGCGGCGAGUCGUUCGUGUGGCUGUCCCGCCAGCAGGUGUAUGUGCUGGUGUACCUGGUCACCGUCAUGCACUCCGCGCAGGCCGGCUACAUGGACAAGGCGCACAAGUACACUGAGAAGGCGCUCGCGCAGAUCGAUAAGCUUACUUCGUCGGGCUGCUCGACGGGCGGCGGCAGCGUGCAGCAGGCGCUGGCGUGGCGCCUGCGCAUGACGCUGGUGGAGCACGCGGCGCUGUGCCGCCUCGUGGCCGGCGGCAAGGCGCAGGCGCUCGCCGAGAUAGCCCGCGCCGCGCACCUGCUCUCUGUCGCGCCCACACCUGCAUCAGCGGCGGCGCACACACCCCAACUCCACUGCCUGCUGGGGCUGUACGCCAUGUGCAUGAACUGCAUGGAGGCCGCCGAGGCGCAGUUCCUGCACGCCAUACAGAUGUCCCAGGAGCGCGACCUGUGGAUGUUCGCGAAGCUGAACCUCGCCAUCGUGUACCUGCGCGGCCGCCGCGACGCCGACCUCGCCGUGCUCAUGGAACAGGUGCGUCCAGAAGCGCUCCCUGCCUACGCGCACGGGCUGCGCGCCGCGUCGUACUACGUGCUGGGGCUGCAGGCCUUCUUCCAGGCCAGAUACAACGAGGCCAAACGGUAUCUCCGAGAAACACUCAAGAUGGCGAACGCCGAGGACCUGAACCGGCUCACGUCCUGCUCGCUGGUGCUGCUCGGGCACAUCUUCCUGUCCAUCAACAACUCGCGCGAGAGCAUGAACAUGGUGACGCCGGCCAUGCAGCUCGCCAGCAAGAUCCCCGACGUGCACGUGCAGCUGUGGGCCAGCGCCAUCUUGAAAGACUUAUACCGGCUGGCGGGCGACACGGAGCGAGAGAACGAGGCGUACCAGAUGCACUGCAACUUCUCGCAAGCCCUGCUCCGGGACCACUUCAGCGCGACCCAGAUGCCGCAACACGCGCUCAUCCAGUGGACCGCCGGCGCGCCGCCCGCGCUGCCCGCGCCGCCGCCCGCCAACACCUAGUGAUAGUGCAGUGACGGACAGUGAUAGUGUGAUUGUUGUAGUGGAUAGUGAGAAGAUGGUUAAUGUGUCUGGGCCGUUGGUGUACAGAUUAGCGAUCUGAAAGUCUUGACGGUGGAUUUUGUUUCGCUCGGGAAAAUGCAGCCUGUAUAAUUAGUACAAGUGCUAUACCUCUACCACGUCAUGGCUGGUCUUGCUAUGAAAAGCUGUAUGUUCUGCCAUCAGUUCUGAUAGUAGAUGGGAAGCAUUGACAAACUGGUGAAGAGAAGUACCAAUUUUCGGUCUACCAUGUUCCUACAAAAAUCCAUGUGAGUUUCUAAAUCAUACUCAGAACUCCACCAGUGUAAAAGUACAACACCAGUGAUGGCGGCCUAAAGCAAUCAAAGACAUUCUCAGAUGGACUGGAAAUUCCACAGUGACUUAAAUACUGAGAUUUACAUUAGUUCUAGUACUAUGUGUAAUAUUUAUGUUCUCUAGUAAACAAUACUUCGGUAAUGAACAAUCAAUGUUAAAUCUAAUACUUUUACGAAAUAUAUUGUUUACAAGUGAACACAUAGCCUUAUUUUACUGGGUAAGGUUGAUAUGUAUGAGUCGGUUCUGAGUGCAGACCUGCUAUUGUGUAAAUUGUAUGUAUGUUUGUUAUGAUGGGAGCAAUGUUCGUAUGCUUUCCGUUACUGUCAGUAGCAAUAUUAUAGUGUAUUUUGAAAUGCAAGACUGAUGCUUAUGAUAUCUAAAAAUUAUAGCAAAAAAAGGAAGGCGUAUCAAAACAUCAAAUCAGUUUGCAUUUCAAUUUACAAAAAUACUUAGUGUUUAAAUACCGGAUAGGGCUGAUGGGGGUUUACUUAGCAAUAUCAAUUGUAAAUGACUUUCAGUGAAGCCUCCUAUUCUAUAUUCUAUAUUCACGAUGCUGGCGAUGAAAUAUUGGAUCUUCGCGAAUUUGAACUUUUGACUGGUUGUCAUAAGGGUGACAAUAAAAUCAUAUCAGACAGUGAGAGGGAAAUACAAAUUGAUUUAACUAAAAUGAAUUAUAAAGUGAGUGUAUACAUGGCAACUUUUAUGUUUGUAAUGAAACAUGAUGAAAAUGAAAUUGGUUUUCAUUGACAUUGAUUUGUUGUGCAACACCAUUGAGAAGUUUUUCCUAAUCAGAAACUGGGCCAAAAGUGUUAAAUUGUCAUACAUAACUUACAAAAAUUUACCGAUCUCAGUAUAAGUUAGCGCCUGUUUGACAAUACAGUUAUAUCAUAAUAGUGAAAUCGUUUGCAGUGCGCGUGUAUUUGAAAAUAAUGGUAUCUCAUGCUGUCCUAAAAGUCCUUAUGACUGCGGUUAGAAAGAUGAAACUUUGGCAGCUCUGUGGUAUAUUAUGGCGCUAGUUAUAUUUAUGUAUUAUAGUUGGUGAUUGAUGAACCAAGUUAUUCUACCGAAAAAAAUAGUUUUGGAGCACUUCUGCGAUAACUACGACUAUCUUGUUGCAUUCAACAGCUUGCUUGUCAAGUUAGAAUAACCCUCGUGGGAAUUCAAGAAAUUGUAGUUAAUUUUGCGUUGCGUUCCUCAUUAUUAUAGUAACUGAGGUUAAACUAGGACUAGAUGCGGGAUAUGGGAAUUUCUAAUGAAUAGAAAUAGAUGUGCAGGUUGUAGGCGGACCGAGAUCGAGCAUAAUACCAUGUCUUCUUGUGCACAACUGAAUAUUAUUCACUAUGAUAACUUCACAUUUUACAUGGACUGAUAAAUAUUGUAUAUAAAUGUGUCAGAUAUUGAUAUUGAACUUGUGUAAUGAACAAAAUUGUCUCAUAUUUAUUAUUAUUAUUUUUUACUAUUAUUUCCUUUGUCAGUUGUUAGUUGGUUGUUGACGAUUUGCUAUAGGCAUCACAGUUAAUGUUGCUAUUCAUUGAAUGUACUUUUCUUGUUUCGGACAUAAAUGGUGGUAUUAAUGUGGUCUCAAUUCUCGUGCUCAUUAUCAGUAAACCACCGAGUGAGCUCAGGAAUUAUUCCACAUCUCUCGCCCCCUUCUAUAUUUUCUUUUAGGAAAAGUAGUUUGGCAGGUUUAUUAUAUUUCAUCAAGACAUUUAUGCUCAGUUGUAUGAAAUAAGUCAGCUUGCUGUAACCUUAUGCUUACAAACUGAAAAACUGA